UUCGUCCAAAUCUACUUUUCCAUGAUCUUAAACCCUGAACCCCCUCAUUCAAAUCUCUACCGAACAAAAUGAACACUCUAUCACUCUCAGCUUCAAAGCACUCAAAAUCCUUCCUCAACCUCCUUAAACCCCAAACGUCCAAAACCCAAUCCUCCAUCUUCCUCCUCAGCCACCACCUUUCCACCGAUCCCGGUCCCGAAACCGAACCCAACCCUAAGCCCAACCAAUCACCCAAAGACGACGACUUGCUGAUAACCCAAGCGGUCGAGCUCCUCCAACCCAAUGAAAAAGACUGGAACUUUGACCAACUCCACCACCUCCUCUUCUCCAACUCCGCCGCUCCUUCACCUCGCUCACUUUUCCACAUCACUCGCCGCCUUGGCGCUUCCUCCAAGGCCCUCAAGUUCUUCGAGUACGUUUCGGAAAAUGUGGCAAGCCCACCAGACUCGACGGUUUCGCUCUCGUCAUCAUUCCAGGCCAUUCUUGAGCUUGCUAAGCGAGAACCCACCUCGCAAAACAAGCUUUAUGACUUGUAUAAGAUGGCGAAAGAGCGGAACAUCCCGCUUAAUAUCAGCGCCGCUGCUCUGCUCGUUCGAUCUUUAGGCAUGGUUGGCAUGGUGGAUGAGGCGCUCAUUGUGUUUAAUGAUCUAGACCCGGGUUUGAAAAACACCCAUCUCCGCAAUGCGGCGAUUGAUGUGAUGUUGAAAUCGGGAUGUGUCGAUGAUGCACUAAAGGUGCUCGACGAAAUGUUUGAUCCAAAAGCAGAGGGGCGGGUCGACCAGGUUACGGGUGAUAUUGUGCUUUCCUAUUUAUUGAAGAGAGAGUGGCCGGGGAGGAGCUUCAGUGAGGAGGACAUUGUGGGUUUGGUGUUGAAAUUUGGUGAGCAUGGUGUGUUUCCUGAUAGCGUGAAGCUUACGAAAUUGAUCACUGCCUUGUGUAGGAACAGGAAGACUAAUAAGGCUUGGGAUGUUUUACAUGAUGUCAUGAAGUUGGGUGGUGAUGUAAAAGCUGCUUCUUGCAAUGCGCUUUUGACAUGUUUGACAAGAUGUAAUGAUUUUAAGAGAAUGAAUGAGCUUAUGGUAAAGAUGAAAGAGAUGGACAUUCAUCCUGAUGUUGUGACUUUUGGUAUUGUUAUUAAUUCUUUGUGCAAGUCUAGGAGGAUAGAUGAGGCCUUGGAGUUGUUUGAAAAGAUCAGUGAAGGAAGAGAGAAGAGUGAUGGGGUUUCGACUGAACCCGAUGUGGUCAUUUAUAACACUCUGAUUGAUGGACUUUGUAAAGUGGGAAGGCAAGAAGAAGGUUUGCGUUUGAUGGAAAAAAUGAGAUUGCAGAAUGGCUGUGCACCUAAUACUGUUACCUACAAUUGUUUGAUUGACGGUUUCAACAAGGUCGGGGACAUUGAGAGGGGUUGUGAGCUCUUUCACCAAAUGAAGGAGGAAGGCAUAUCGCCAAGUGUGAUAACUCUGAAUACCAUGGUUGAUUGUCUAUGCAAGCAUGGGAGACUCAACAGUGCAAUUGAUUUCUUAAAUGAAAUGCAAAGGGAUGGUGUGAAAGGCAAUGCUGUUACUUACGCAACCUUAAUCACUUCCUUUUGCAAUGUGAACAAUAUUAGCAUGGCAAUGGAAUUAUUUGAGCAAAUGUUGAGAGAUGGAGGCUCCACGGAUGCAAUAGUUUACUACAGCUUGAUCUCUGGUUUAAGCCAAGCUGGAAGGAUGGAUGAUGCCAUCUCCGUUGUAUCAAAGUUGAAGGAGGCCUGUUUCUCUCUGGAUCUCGUUUCCUAUAAUGUUUUGAUUAAUGGGUUCUGCAAGAAGAAUAAACUUGAUAAGGUCCAUGAGAUGGUUCAGGAAAUGGAGGCAGCUGGAGUAAAGCCUGAUAGCGUAACAUACAACACCUUGAUUUCCUAUUUCUGCAAAGCUGGGGAACUUACAACCGGUCAUAGAAUAUUGAGCAAGAUGAUAGAUGAGGGUCUUGUUCCUACUGCUGUCACUUUUGGAGCAUUGAUUCAUGCAUAUUGCUUGAAUGGCAAUACUGACAAAGCCAUGAAAAUCUUCAGAGAGAUGGGUUCUAAAUCGAAGGUUCCUCCCAACACUGUAAUUUACAAUAUUUUAAUUGAUACUUUGUGCAAGAAGAAUGAAGUGGAACUUGCUAUUUCUUUGAUAGAUAGUAUGAAAGAUAAGGGGGUGAGACCUAAUACCGCGACAUUCAAUGCCUUGUUCAAAGGUCUUAAGGAGAAUAAUUUAUUGGAGAAAGCAUUUGAAUUUAUGGAUCAAAUGAUUGAACAUGCCUGUAAUCCUGAUUACAUAACCAUGGAGAUUCUCACGGAAUGGCUUUCCGCAGUUGGUGAAACGGAAAAGUUGAGAAGGUUUGUUCAAGGAUAUGAGGUUGCUGCUUCUACUGCAUAGAGUAACUGCACGGACAGAAGAAUGUCAGUAUUGGUUAUAGAUUGUCGAUUUCAGAGUCGGCUAUGCUUAGGAGAAAGCGUAAUGGGUUCCAACUUCUAGCCAUGUAGUUGUAUUUUUCAGUUCGAUAUUGGACACCCCUCAGUUCAAAGACUGCUUAUCUGAGUCUCUGUUGCUGCGGCAUUUUUCAUGUCCUUGGGUGGAUUCCCCUCUUCCACGUUGAGAUCAGGCAAACAAGGAUGUGUUUGUAGAGAGAAUCAGGCAACAGUCUUCUAAGUUAUACUUGAAUUGAAAGCUACAUUUUCUGGCUUUUCUAUGAAAAUAACAUUGCAGUGAAUAAGUCUGCAUGGCAAAGGAGGCAGGCAGAGAUUCCUUCUCUGCAAAUUAUGACAUUUUUUUUUGUGUAACAUGGGUAAUUAUUGAAAAGGCAGCGUU
Messenger RNA from Prunus dulcis (almond), 2831 nucleotides. RefSeq names its product pentatricopeptide repeat-containing protein At3g61520, mitochondrial. NCBI's taxonomy places the organism in Eukaryota, Viridiplantae, Streptophyta, Magnoliopsida, Rosales, Rosaceae. The coding region runs from base 69 to 2399 and encodes 776 amino acids. The transcript is spliced from 2 exons. The record is from RefSeq and is a predicted model, not a curated record. Gene Ontology annotation, molecular function: protein binding.